AGCUGGUUGCUCACUGGGGUUCUUAUUUCAGAGUAUGCCCAGCCCUGGAAGAAAUCUCUGACUGGCCCUGGGUGAACAUAUCAAGCAGCUUUAAGUCUGACUGGCAGUGGAGCCAACACCAUAGGUUAAAUAGGAAGCUGCCUUAUCCUUAUCCUGCCUUAUACCCUGGGUGCAUCUAGCUCCGAAUUGUCCACACUGAUUGGCAGCAGUCCUCCUGAAAGACUCAGGCAGGAGUCCUUCCAAGCCCUACCUGGAGAUACCACAGAUUGAACCUGACACCUUCUGCAGGCAAAGCAGAUGCUCUGCUGCCACUGAGCUAUAGCUCCUCCUCCUGAGGCUGCCAAGAUGGAAGAGGUGCAGUCUCGCCCCAGCGUGGCCUUUCUGAAUGUGGCCUCAAGCUAUGUGCCCCAUGCCAAGGUGGAGUGUCACUACAACCUGCCGACUGGCAUGAAACCAUCAGCCAAAGACUGGAUUGGGAUCUUCAAGGUGGAAGCCUCCACGGUGCGUGACUAUUAUACCUUUGUGUGGUGCACAGUGCCAGAUGGGGGGACUUCUGGAGGAGCUCUUCUUCACUGUAACGUCCAGUUCCAAGCUAGCUAUCUGCCUAAGCCGGGCCCCCAGCAAUACCAGUUCCGCUAUGUGGAUCGCCAUGGGGAGGUGUGUGGUCAAAGCUCCCCGUUCCAGUUCAGCGAGCCCUGGCCCAUGGAUGAGCUUGUUACUCUGGAGGAGGCCAGUGAUGAUGGCGGAGGCACUGACAUGUUGCUGGUGGUUCCCAAGGCCACCCUGCUAGAGACUCAAUUGGAAGAAAGCCGGCAGGAGCAAGGAGCCCUCAUGCGAGAGUCAUGCCGCCUGAAGGAAGAGGUUCAAGAACUGAGAAGUCGCGUGACCGAGCUGGAAGCAGCACUCGGCUCCCUGCGUGAUGAGCACACUAAGCUGGCUGCACAGUACAAGGAGCUGUCAGAUUCUUACGAGGAAGUGUCCAAGCAGAGAGAGACACUGAGCCUUCAGGAAACUGAGCACUUGGCCCGAAUCCGGGAACUGGAGGGCGAUAUCCAGGCCAUGGGUGAGAAGAUGUUGCAGAGGGAGACAGAUCUAGACAGGGUGAAGGAUACUGUCAAGUCUCUGUUGCGGGAACAAGAGCAGAUUCACAACCAGCUCAAGGAGGAGAAUGCUGAGAAAGAGGAGUACCAGGUCAAGUUGCAGGCCUCAGAGGAGGAAAGCCGUAGCCUGGCCUCUGACCUGAUGGAAGCCAAGACCCUUCAUGGCGAGAGAGUCUCUCAGACACUGGUCCUGCAGGAGGACAUUAACAAAUUGAAACAGAAGCUGGCAGCUGCUAAUUGCCGCACUGCUCAGAUGGAAGGCUUGUGUGAACAGCUGCGCUCCACCCAGGAUAUCCUGGCUGCCAGCCAGCAGAAAGUGGCCUUGUUGGGGGAAGAACUGGCCAGCGUUGCCUCCAUCCGGGACCGGACCAUCUCUGACCUGCACAAGAGUCGCCUUGAGGCAGCCGAGAUCAACAUCAAACUUGCUGAUAUGACUCUGAAGUGGAAAGAAGGCAAGGGCCAGUGGUGGAAGGAGAAGGCCACACUGCUGCAGAACAUGGAGGUAGAGAAGGACAAGAUCUUAAAGCUGAGUGCUGAGGUGCUUCGCCUAGAAAAGAGCCUGCAAGAAGAGCGGGCACAACGCCAGGUGUUGCGUGUGGAAUUGGCCCAAGAGCGUGAUUCCAGUCUGGUGCAGGUCUCCGAAAGCCGCCGGGAGUUGCGUGAGCUCAGAGCUGCACUGCAAGUUGCCCAGAAGGAGAAGGAGCAGCUGCAGGCUGGAAAUCAGGAGCUGCUGGUGUAUGUCCGGCGCCUGGAGGAGCGCCUGGAGAAGGUGGCUGAUGAGAAAUGGAGUGAAUCAGUUCUGGGUGACGAAGAGGAGACAGCACUGGAGGCUCAUGGCUCCUUGGACUCGCCACUGUCUGAUUCUGAGGAUGAGUGCCCUGAGGACAUGCGCCUGCCUGCCCAGCUCGGUUCCUACAGCCUGUGUGACAACCGGGCAGCUACCACCACACCGCCUUGUGCCCGUGGACCUGCUCGCACCGUGGUGAUCAGCCAGCCUGCACCCCUUGCCAGUCAGAUCAAACAGCCACCCGAGGAGGACUCCAGUUCCGAUUCGGAGGCAGAAGAUGAGAAGGCUGUGCUAAUGGCAGCUGCACAGAGUGGUGGCGAAGAAACCAAUCUGCUCCUGCCAGAGCUGGGCAGUGGCUUCUAUGAAGUAGCCAGCGGACUGACAGGACGGCAGAUGUCGGAACCAGGGCCAUGUGGAAUGGGAGCAUCCCCCUUGGACCUGCCCUCGCCUGCACUUUGGAAGUGCCCCAUCUGCCACCUGGGGUUUCCGCCUGACAGUGAGAAGGAAAUUCUGGACAUGCAUGUUGAUGGGCACUUCUUUUUGAGCACUCCUGACCCCUUUAGUUUUGAGUGACCUCAUUUCCCCCAGUCCCUAUCAUCACUACCACCAAGCCCCCUCGGCUUUUCCUCUUCCUCUUCAGUGGGAUCCAGGCUAGGUAUCUUUCCUCCCUCCUUCCUUUCAUAGAGAGUUUGCUGCAAUGAAUGCACUACCCCAGCAGAGUGGCAUCCAGUGCUAGGUGGCAAAAAGGGGGUACCCUUAUCCUGGGAUCCUCUCCGAGGCCAUGCACUCAGCUAAGUUGCAUUGGGAGGAACAAAAUCAGCUUCAUACAUACACAGAUAUUUACACAUUAACAUGUUAGACCAAAACUGAGCAUAGGUGGCUGGGCAGAAAGCUCAGAAAUUAUGUACAAGACUUGUUUUAACCUCUCACAUGUGUUUUGUGAAGGGCUGUGAGGGACCUGUUCACACAACCAGUUCUCCUGCAAUGUUGACUAAACAUUGAAAAACAGUUAGCAAUCCCUGGCAACGUCAGUGGACUCUCGCAUUUUGAAAGUGACCAUGUGAACAAUAGGAGGCCAUGCAAAUGGUGGUUCCCUCAGGUGAGUGGAUCUCACAGAUUAGUGGAGAAAUGCCAUGACUCAGCAAGAGCAUGUGACUGAAAUACCCAGUGCUUUCUUGUGCACAUAGACCACAUUUGUAUCACAGGAUGAUAACCUAAGAUGAUGAACAUGCCCACACACUUCUACGCAGCACACACUUGGCAAGCCUGUCCAUAGAAACACUGCCAUCCUAAUAGCCUACUACACAGUUCGCAUGGGGGUGGAAUUGCUGUGUGGCUCACAGACAAGGUCCUGCCUUUUAUUCCAGAUUGGAAUAAUACUGAGGCACUGCCGCCCCAUGGUUUUGUGCUCUUAGUCCCAUAGAUUACCAUCCAUUUCCCAAAUCCAUUGAAAGGCUACGGAGAUUUAUCUUGUAUCCUUGAAGUCAGGCUGUGCACACAUUAUGUUGUACGUGUGUACAGCUAUCUGUACAUGUUUCUUGUGUGAUCACUCAACACACACACACACACACACACCAUGUUCAUAGAACUGUCCCUGGUUUUGUCACAGAUCUUAAGUGGCCCAUUGAUGCUGAAAUGAAAAGGGAGAGGGGAAGGAACCAUGUAACCAUUGCUGGGUUGUACUAUUUCAUACUGUGGCAGGGGACUGAUGUUUGAGUGCUCCCCUCACAUAAAAUACCCCCAUAUGCAUACAUAGCUAGCAUGUCAGGAAGAAGAUUUUAGGCUAGCAUUUUCGCUGGAAUGUUAGUCUUGCCUGUCUAGGGAGUAUUUUACCUGGGGGAGUGCUGAGACUGUCUUCCCCCACCCCCUGUGCAUAGUUUGAAAUGCACAGCCCAGCCACAGAUGCCCGGAGUGGGGCUUUUGCUCAUCCAAUUUCUAACUCGUGAGUGUGUGAGCAGAAAACAAACAGAUGGAUGCAAAUGAAUGAAUGUGUAUAUUUAUUGCUUUAGCUAUAGGCCUUUACUCCAGCAAAACCCAAAAGAUUUUAUUGCUUACAUUUAUAUAUUAUAUGGCAUUGUUUCUUUUUAAUAACUACUAAAGCAACCGGGCUAGCAGACACGUAAAUUAGAAUAAAACAUAGAAGAAUUUCCAAUAAAAUCUCCUUCUGCAUGUCUCAACACCACCAGGGAACAAAAUUAUACCAAUUCACAGGCAGGUUUUUCCCCCACCCCCCUUAAACAUGAUCAAUAUCUUCCCUAAAUGUAGUUGUUCCUUUUGCAUAAAUAGCUUAAAAGCCAACGUUAUUUAUUCCAUAGUAAUUCAAGUUCAAAAAUAUUCCAUGUUUUUUAAACUGCUUGAAAAUCAAGUAGGCUAGAGUAAUGUGGGGUAAGCCAUUCUUUUCGCAACAAGAAAUAAGUAGUAGCGUGGAAAGUCAAAGGGCAUAUUUUUAGAUUUGAGAUUAAUCAUGGUGCCUUGAUCAGGGUUGUGUUCUGCACCUCCGCCCCAGAAUAAAUAAGCCAAAUCAUGUACAUUUGCAUAAGCAGUGAAAUAAUUCUGCUUCCAAAAUAAAGGGUAGCAAAUUGUAUAGAUUUCAGAAGAGCAGCCAGAUAAGACUAGUGCAAGAAAAAUGAGUCCUAUGGCAUCUCGGUGAGUGACCAAUUUAUCAUACAGAGCCUUUUCUCACAAGCAGUGAGAAAGGGCAAGAAGGCUAGCAGGGAGGAAGCCUUAAAAAGCUUACCUCCCUGCAGACGAUUCGGUGCUUUCCUUUGGGCAGGCAGGCUGCCACCCAUACGAUUACUGGCUGCUGCCAAUAGCUCCAAGGGUCAGGGUGCCAGACGUCCCCCCUCCCCCCGAGCUCCUAUAAUGCACCAUAUGAGUGCAUCGUGAAUUAUGAGGAUCCCCCGCCUCCAAGGGAGAAGGCAAUGGUAAACCACUCCUGUAUUCUACCAAGAAAACUACAUGGCUCUGUGGUCAUCAGGAGUCGACACCGACUUGACAGCACAACUUUUCCUUUCCUUUCCCCCUCCCUGAAGCCAACCUGGAGGCCCACAGUCAGCAGGCGAUCAUCAAGCAGACACAGCUGGCAGACGAUAGUAGAAAUGGGGUCAGGAGAGUGCAGACGAUCCUCCUUGUUUUGGAGGGUGGCUUUGCCACUGUUGCGCCAAAGUGGGUUUGCCGCCAUGGUGCCACCGGGAUUGGGUCUGAUCCCAGCAGUAUACACACGUGUGCAAAGUCAGGCUGGGCUUCCUUAACCCGGUUUUGCAUGUCCGUGUGAAUAGCUUCAUUGUGAGCUUUCCUAGUCAAGAGCCCACUUCAUCAGACAUAGCACCAGCCAAACCAGUUUUGGAUCUUUGGGAGAAUGAAAGUAGCAGAGAAGGGCAUCGAGACUGACAUUUGAUGACUGGGGCAGGGGUCAGCAAACAAUAGCCAUGUGUGAAAGACAGGUUGUAGAAGACAGUAGAACCCUGGAGCCCCAUCCCUUGGAAUGAAGGCAAACCUGGCCAGCUCCAUUCCAUUUCUUGAACUUCUCUUGGACACCCUAUGGGCUGGAAAUAUGGGUCGCCCAACCAAGUCUUUCUUUAUUAACAUCAUUUUAUUUUAUUUUUUUCUAUGAAAGCUGUGGUUCUCAGGAUGCAGAAUGUUUAACUAGGCAUUGCAGAUGUGCAGCACACACAGAACCCUGCCAGGGUUAUUUGCAUGGUGUGGUCCCCGGUUCUAAUACAGAGUACCCAGUGUAGGCACUCACUGUGUUGGGCUUCUCUAUAGCCACAGGCAGGCAGUGACGGAGAUCAUUUGUGAAUGGUUGCCAGUCUGCACAGGUCAGAUGCACACAGGACAUGUGGCAUGAUCCCUACGUUGCACAUCACCAAAUAUCCUCCUGUACUACUGUCAGGGUUAGGUUUGUUUUCCAUGCAAUAGGAAGCAGCCAGGAGUCAUAUCAGAGUGGGGUGGACCACCAGUGCACCAUUUCUGGUUAAACGGUUACUCUGUGGUUCAUAGGAACACAUAGGAGCAUAGUUCCUCCUGCUGCAGAUGAAGCUGGAAUAUAAUAGCUGUAGGUGCAAACCGUAGGGUGCCUUUGCACACGCAUUUGCUAAUCAACAUUUGAUAGGGAAUAAUGCCCACCCCUAAUUAUCUUGUCACCUCCCAGCCUGACUCCCAUUGUUGAAUAACUGUCUGACAGCUAGCCUACAAUUUAACAAAAUCACACAGUGUGGCUGAACUGUACCAUUCAAACUGCAAGUGGGGGGGAGUAGCAUCCUUGAACAAUCCCCCGUGGACAAAACUCCCUGCACCCAGAAAACUAACAUGUCAAGGAGAAAGAUUCUGUGCUAGCCUUCCCUCUGAUUUGCUCAUUUCUGUGUGCAGGGAGUUUGGGUUUCUUUAUUGCAGCGGGAGGAGCAUUCAAACAUAUUGCUCUCCACCUACAGUCUGAUGUGGUACAAUUCAGAAAAAGCUGUAGGACCUGAUUGUGUUGAAUAGGUAGAUGGGCUAUGAGACUAGUAAGAGGUGAGGAUCCAUGACGAUUCACCAUAUGAAAACUGAUGAUAGCAGAUUCAGAGUAUACCUCUGCAAAUCCAGCAGAGCAGAGGGGGCAAACGAGGUGGUGGUCUUAAGCCAGCCAUAGCUCCUUAAGUAGACUUGGUUUUUCUCCUGAUAUUUUUAAAAAUGUUUUUCUCAAUGCUGUCCUGUAUCUACUGCCACCUCUUCAGCUUGCUGCUGCUGCUUCUGCUGCAUGCACCUCCCUUUCACUGCAUUGCACCCUGCGCGAGUUCUCACUGUGUUGGUUUAUUGCGUUUGUUUCUAUUUGAAUUCCCCCUGUACAUAUAUUCUUGCUCUCCCUUCUUUGUUCCCCCCGCUUUGCACUUUCUUUCUACUAAUGUUUGGUUGCAAAUUAGUCUUCUUUAUUCUGACUCUUGGCUUCUCUGCUGGGCCUUGAGAAACAAAUGCAAGGCCCGUAUGGGGCAGGGGGGGCGGGGAGAGAAAGAGAGAGAGAGAUGGAUAGCUCUCUAGUGACUGUGCCUUUUGGAGAGGCUGCAACGCCUCCACUCACUUGCGCGGAAGCCCUUUCAUUUGGUCUUGAGUUCUCAUCUGCUUCCCUGCAGCCUUUUGUCCUCCCCCCCCCAAACCACCCCCACACACAAAAGAUGGUGGGUUUGGGGUUUUUUAAUGAAUACAGUAGUCAAUGGGAAAAGCUCAAAAGCAAUAACCCCCUGAUCUUGACAUGCCCCCAAGUCUAUGUAUAGGAUGUGUACAUUUAUAUAUAUAUUUAUAUUUAUAUUUAUAUGACAUGUUGCAGCUAUUCUAAUAAAAUCUGGUCUCUCCGCCGCAA
Molecule: messenger RNA, 7219 nt
Organism: Hemicordylus capensis (graceful crag lizard)
Lineage: Eukaryota; Metazoa; Chordata; Lepidosauria; Squamata; Cordylidae
Gene: CALCOCO1
Product: calcium binding and coiled-coil domain 1
Exons: 16
Coding region: 346-2460 (704 amino acids)
Source: RefSeq, a predicted model, not a curated record